This is a messenger RNA of Osmerus eperlanus (European smelt), 1731 nucleotides long. It is a transcript of the gene entpd8, whose product is annotated as ectonucleoside triphosphate diphosphohydrolase 8. Bases 179 to 1666 code for a protein of 495 amino acids. Gene Ontology annotation, molecular function: hydrolase activity. The transcript is spliced from 10 exons. The record is from RefSeq and is a predicted model, not a curated record. Lineage: Eukaryota; Metazoa; Chordata; Actinopteri; Osmeriformes; Osmeridae. Gene Ontology annotation, cellular component: plasma membrane.
GUAGACAAAGUGAGGGAGAAAGAAUUGACAGGGAAAGAACAAGAAGUGGACACAGCUGCUACAUACAUUUUUGAAGUUGGUAGAUCAUUUAUUUUGACUGAUUAGUGAGUUUGGUUGAGGUAAAAAAAGACUACAUAAGAAGACUAGCCUACAAUUAAGAAUCGCUUCAGUGAGGAAGAUGAUGGUGAAACAGACCAUUGCGAGGGCAUUAGUGGUGUCACUGGGGUGCAUAGCCAUCAUUGCUCUAAUCCUCACAGUAGUCCAGCAUCAGUCGCUGGUUGUGCCUCAUCGUUUGCAGUAUGGGAUGGUAUUUGAUGCUGGAUCAACUCACACAUCACUGUACAUAUACCGGUGGCCUGGAAACAAAGAAAACAACACUGGGGUGGUUUCACAGGCACUGGUCUGUGAUGUCGAUGGACUUGGUAUCUCUAGCUAUGCCCAGAACCCUCCUGCCGCUGGGAUAAGUCUGACGAAAUGUCUGGAAAUGGCCAAGAUUGCUAUUCCUGAUGGUCAACAGACAGCGACCCCGGUGUACCUGGGGGCCACUGCUGGCAUGCGUCUCCUGCAGCUUACAAAUCAAACACAGACUGAGCAGGUCAUGGAGCAGGUGGCAAAGGUGAUUCAGAGUUUUCCAUUUGACUUCCGAGGCGCCCGUAUUCUCUCAGGUAUAGAGGAAGGGGCUUAUGGAUGGAUCACUGUCAACUAUCUACUAGAGGGUUUCAUCAAGCAUUCCUUUGACGGAGAGUGGGUACGCCCUAAAGGAAGGAAGAUUCUAGGGGCUCUGGACAUGGGAGGCUCUUCCACUCAGAUUGCCUUCACACCUGUAGACGCUGUGCGAGAUCCUGCCACUGCAGCAAACCUGAAGUUGUAUGGUCAUAAAUAUGAGGUGUACACCCAUAGUUAUCUAUGUUAUGGUAAAGAUCAGGCUAUGAAACAGCUACAAGCACAUUUGCUGGAGAUGAGUGGCCUUGCAAAACCAGUCAACCACUCCUGUUUCCCCCUUGGUUACAAUAUGACAAUUACCAUGGGUAAUCUCUAUGACUCCCCUUGUGUUGCCAAACCAACUUGGUUUGACCCUACUGCAGUGGUCACCUUUGUUGGGACCAGUGAUUCAGCCCAAUGUCUCAGCUAUAUGAGGAGUAUCAUUAAUCUCACAGCUUGCUCUUUUGCUCCUGACUGUGGCUUCAAUGGAGUCUACCAGCCCUCUGUCAGUGGGGACUUCUUUGCUUUCUCCGCAUAUUUCUACACUUUUGACUUCUUGGGACUGAGCCCUAAAGCUCCGCUGCCUAAGGUUCUCACCACUAUAGAUACCUUCUGUAGAAGGACAUGGGCUUCGCUCAAGACGGAAUAUCCAAAAGUUAAAGAAUCCUAUCUUCGUGAGUACUGUGCCUCAGCCCAUUACAUGAGAACAGUGCUAGUGGAAGGUUACAAAUUCAACGCUACCUGGGAAAAUAUAUACUUCCAGAGACAGGUUGCUGAUACAGAUAUUGGCUGGACUCUUGGAUAUAUGCUGAACCUGACCAAUCUGAUACCUCCAGAUCGCCCCCCAGUGGUGACAGGGGUGCAGCACAGUCAGUGGGCAGCUGAGGUCUUCUUCAUUGUCUUUGCAGUCUUCCUCAGUCUUUUGGUUCUAGCCGUCCUCUGGAUCUGGACACCAAAUAAAUGAGUUCUGGGAUGAGGUGAUCAAGACCUGUUCACCCUCUAUUUUAUAAAACAUAGUCUUAUAUUCUC